This is a messenger RNA of Anneissia japonica, 3809 nucleotides long. Its product is annotated as ATP-dependent DNA helicase Q5-like. Gene Ontology annotation, molecular function: four-way junction helicase activity; nucleic acid binding; 3'-5' DNA helicase activity. The record is from RefSeq and is a predicted model, not a curated record. The transcript is spliced from 16 exons. Gene Ontology annotation, biological process: double-strand break repair via homologous recombination. Gene Ontology annotation, cellular component: chromosome; cytoplasm. NCBI's taxonomy places the organism in Eukaryota, Metazoa, Echinodermata, Crinoidea, Comatulida, Comatulidae. The coding region runs from base 109 to 3549 and encodes 1146 amino acids.
UGUCUGUACGUGAACACAAGAGGUGGAUACUGUUUUUUCUGACUUUUGCUUUUAGUCUGUUGUUUAUUAUUUUGUAUAUGUAUUGAUGUGGUUCUAAAUUAAAUAAGUAUGUCGUCUGUGAAGUUCAAGACAACUAGUUCUGUUAAAUCUAAAAAAUCUAGUAAAACGAAGCCUAAGAAAGACGUAAACAAUGGUAGUAAGAUUACGGAUUUCAUUGUUGGUAGGCCUAGUUGUGGUACGACGAAACAUGCGGCCUCAACAGCACCAUCAGCUGCUCCUCCUACUACUAGUAGUACUUGUACUACUGCAGCUGAGGCUGAUGUAGUUACUACUGCUCCUAAAACAGUUGAAGAAAGAAUCUACGAAGUAUUAGAAAAGACAUUUGGACACAAAUAUUUUAAGAGUGAUAUCCAGAAAGCGGCUGUUCGUUGUGUUGUAGAUGGAAAAAAUGAUGUCUUUAUCUCCAUGCCAACAGGAGCCGGAAAAUCUCUUUGUUAUCAACUUCCAGCUUUGAUGCAUCAAGGAAUAUCAAUCAUCAUAUCACCACUAAUCGCGCUCAUCCAAGAUCAACUAGAGCAUUUAAACAAAUUGAAUAUUAAAGCGGAAAGUCUAAAUUCCAAAAUCAGUGCUACAAAGAGACAGGAGAUCCUUGACGAUUUAAACCAGAAACAACCAACCAUCAAACUCUUAUACAUCACACCUGAACUGGCUGCCCAACAACACUUUCAAAACACUCUAAUUUAUCUUAAAAAAAGAAAACUAUUAGGUUAUUUUGUAAUUGAUGAAGCGCAUUGCGUAUCGCAGUGGGGACAUGAUUUCCGGCCUGAUUACUUAAAGCUAGGAAGAGUUAAACGGUUACUGCCGGGUAUACCCUGUGUAGCUCUGACUGCGACAGCUACACCAAGCGUAAAGAGAGAUAUACUGCAGUCUUUGGAUAUGGACAAACCUGAAGUGUUCAAAACAAGCUGUUUUAGGUCAAAUUUAUUUUAUGAAGUGCGUUUUAAAGAUCAGUUGGAAGAUGUAGUUGGAGAUUUGAAGUUAUUUGCUGAGAGAGCUUUAGCAAAAUCUGAUGAGGGUGACAAGGGCUGUGGAAUUGUCUAUGCAUUAAGCAGAGAUUCUUGUGAUGAAGUGGCCGCAAAGCUCAGCUAUCGUGGUCUGAAGGCCAAGGCUUACCAUGCACGUUUAAAACCCAGCGAAAGGGAGCAAGUUCAGACUGACUGGAUGGAAGGUCGCGUUCCUGUUAUCGUAGCGACUAUUAGCUUUGGAAUGGGUGUGGAUAAAGCUAAUGUCAGAUUUGUGGCUCAUCUUACGAUGCCCAAGUCCAUGGCAGGUUACUACCAGGAGUCGGGUCGAGCUGGCCGUGAUGGGAAGCCGGCAUUCUGCAGGCUCUAUUACAACCGUGAUGACCGGAAUAAACUUGCGUUCUUCAUGAAAAAAGAGAUGGCAGCAAAGAAGAAAAAGAAGGGUGAUGCUGCAUCAGCCAUCAACAAGGCAUCAAUGGAAAGCUUCCAAAGGUUUGUCAACUAUUGCGAAGGGUUGUCAUGCAGACAUGCUGACAUUGCUCGGUAUUUUGAGGACCCCAUCCCAGAGUGCAACAAAUCCUGCGACUUCUGCAAGAACUGCAAAAAGACAAUGCAGCGUGUGGAGUGGAUGCGUACCAGUGCCUACACGAAGAAAGGGCCGAAGAGCGAGAAACCUGAUGUGAUGGGAACGACUCCAAAGGGAUCACAUUUUACAGACUUGUACGGUGGUGGGCGACAUGGAUAUGAGAGCUUCUAUUCCGAUUACGAAUCUUGUAAAUCAGAAUUUAAUGCAGACAACUUCUCCGACAGCGAUGAUGAAAUUCAGGAACCAAAACCAACUAGUAAGAGUGCAAUACCUAGCUUCAUGAAGGAGGAAUUCAAACGACGCCGAAAGAACAUUUCUGAUGUUGAAGAAAAUGAAGUUCCAGAUGAGGACUGUCCACUAAGAGAUGCUGCAAGUACAAAAAUAGCUGGCCUAAAGAUAAAGACAAGAGAACAUUGCCUUGGCUUACUAGAAAAAGCUCUUAAGGAAAAUUUCGAGACCUUUUAUGAAAGUAUUCCAGACAAACUAGCUGCAAGCGAUUGGGAACCAAGAUGCUGUGCCAUUGAUGGUGAGCACUCGAUGUUACAAAUUUCACGCCACGUGAACAUGUACAAAGCCAAGCUGUUCAGUCUGACAAACGAAAUAAAGAAAUGUACAAAAAGCCAUCAGCUCCACACACUACUUCAUUCUAAAGAUGGUGAUGCUGACGCCACGUCAACCAGUUCGGAAAAUGUUACCAAGGAGGAGCAAGAAGAUUUCAAACCAAUGUUCAAACAGCCUAGGCAGAGCAGAAUAAAUCCACCAAACAAUUACCCAGCAUUCCAAACUGCUGCAAGCCUGCUUAAGGGCCAGUCAAGCUUGGGCAAUUCGGAACGAACAGACUUGUUGGAUGAGACAACAAGUGACAGUGACCAAUUAGAAGUGAACUUUGGUGAUGAAAUGGGUUUUGAAAGAUUGAGGGAUGAGGAGGGAUUUAAACCUGAUUCUCAAUCAAAUGGUGAUCAACCAAAAUAUGAAGGAUUUUUAAGUGCCUCUGUUGUUUAUAAUAAAUGUGGAAAUCUGAAACCUCGGACUGAGGCAACAAAGCCCUUCCAUAAACAUGGAAAUUGCAAUGUAGAAAAUCGAAAUGAAUCAGCUAGAAGGGCAUUGGAUAUAGGAGAACAAAGUCAGGAAGUGUUGGAAUGUAAGCAUAAUGGAAAAUUUCAAGAGGAGAAUGAUGAUGAUGAUGAUAAAGCAGACAAUAUUCAAACAUUUACUGAGAAUGAAGAUUUUCAAAGAACUUUCAAAAUAAAUUCAGAUGAAAAGUCUUCCGUAGAGGAAAAUACAUUUGUGGGUUGCAUUACACCUGAGAACGCUAGCCACCUAUUACCUGAAAGGAACGCCAGUGCUUCACACACAGCAAGACACGGUAACCCAGCUGAUGUAAAUGAAAUUUCAGAAAAUCUUCCUAAAAAUGCUGAAGAAAGAAGAAUUACAUCUAAACGACCAGUGAUAAAAUAUUUUUUUGAGAAAGAGAGGGAACUGGAUUUAGAAACAGUGUCUGACAAAAAAGCCUCGCUGAAAAGAAAACUAGAGGAUAAUAGUAACGAUUCCUCUGCUAAAAGUACGAAGAAAGUCACAUUUGAACCUGACGUUGUUGAUAACGAAGGGAUGUGUGUGUCGUAUGACAAACAAAAGGCGCAAGCUAAACUUGGUUUGGAUAUACGACGCGUCGCAGCGGACGCAGUGGUCAACUAUUUGACCCCACACUACAAGGAUGACAAAUUUGCAAAUAAGGAUCUUUUCAAAUCACUGGCUAGAUGUCUAUCUCAUCAACUGCUUCAAAUGAAAUGUACAGACCACAAAAAUGUAAAAUCAAGAGCCAAACAAUGUGUACGAGACUUCUUCAAGAAACAUUCAUACAUAGCAUCAACAGAUGACCUCCCAAAAGCUGACAAGCGAGUGAGACCAGAUAAACAAGAAAUAAAACCAGGUUUACAAUGAAGUUUAGCAGGUUGUGAUUUUAAACCAUUAUGAAACUGAAAAUGGAAAGAUAACCCAUAAGCAUUGUAAUUGACGUGAUGAGAAAUCAGGAUAAAUAAACUGGUGGAAGUGAGCGGAACCGGUUAACAUUCUGACUGCCAGGGGUUUGAAAAAAAUAGUAUCAGCCACCGCCAGACAUUUUAGCAAAUUUUAACACUUUUCCAAAGCUUGUAUGUGAUCAGAUUGACAUGUAAUGAAUACUACAAGAACUACAAACAUUA